UACUGAAAACACGGAAGGUCCAACACCAUAUUCCCAAACAGAGGCUUCUACGCUGUAAGCUCUUUAUAAAACGUCGUCACAGCGGCCCUAGAAUAAGCCAAGUGCAGUAUUGUUUUAUUUUGGCAGUUGCGGUUUAAGAGUGAUGCCUGUCGAGUAGUAAACCUUUGUGUAGUUGAGCCUUUUCUGCCUCAUAUGAAAGCAAACCGCUGAAGAAGAUGCCUGCUCGUAAUGUUGUGUCCAACGGGAUCCCUAACAGCAAAGUUAGGUAUUCCAGGUUAGCCACUGACGACGACGGCUACAUUGAUUUACAGUUCAAGAAGAGCCCACCCAAGGUCCCAUAUAAAGCCAUCGCACUAGCCACGAUCCUUUUCCUAAUCGGCUCGUUGUUGAUCAUCAUCGGUGCUCUUCUCUUGGCUGGCUACUUUGGCGUCACUCACACAGACCGGACCGUGCCUGUCCUCAUCAUCGGGAUCCUUGUCUUCCUGCCUGGAUUUUACCACCUACGGAUAGCUUACUAUGCAUCAAAGGGCUACCCGGGGUACUCUUAUGAUGACAUCCCAGACUUUGAUGACUGACCAUUGCUAAAGCCCCAGUUCCUGCUGUGCUUACAUGUAGUGAAUUUAAGGUCGUGAUAUAUUUAAAGAAAAUUAGAUCCCUUUUUUUUUUUUUUUUCAUAAUUGUUUUUAAAUUACAAUAUUGUUCUUAUAGGUUUUUCUACCUAGGUUCUUAAUGCCAGGUUGCUAAUAGCAACUGUUUUUUUUUAUCUUUGUAUUUGUUUUAUAGCUUGAUAAAUGAAUAAAAAAUAUUUUUAUUAUUUCUUUUAAUUUAUAUAAAACCAUUUCAGUUUGUUUAUAAAAUAUUUUACCUUAUGUAGUACAACCAAUGUGGCCACAUAUAGUGAGUCUUUUAACUGCUUCAUUACAACCAAUUUGCCAAUAUUUCCAAAGUUUUUAUUUUGUGUAUUCUUUAGGUAGAUCCACCAGUUCAGUGGCAGAGAGAAUAAAUAAUUUAAUACUAAAGUGGCUGCAACCAACAUAACAAAUACCUGGUAUACCUAUUAUAUACACAAUAUCACUUCUGUGGCAUAAUACUUAUAUUUAAUAAAAGGCUAGCGUUGUGUCUUCACAACAUCCCGUGUAGUGAAGAUUGCCUCGCCCUAGUUAAUGCUUCCUCACUGCUCUGAGUUGUUCUUUCCCCGAGGAUUUUGUGUGAUUAAUUCCAAUCCUUCGAUCUCCAUAUGGUGCACCUGGCCUGUGAGAGUAAACACUGUCAAACAGUACACAAGCAAUUAAGGCCUGACAUUCUGCUGACAUUUGCCCCUCUAAUCUGCGCCAUCAACUCAUCACUCUCAGCAUAAUUUGAAAGUGUGCUGGUGAAAGCCAAGACUGCCACCUCGAUUCCUCCACCCCCCCAGAUAAUGUCAUAUGUAAAACACAUUGCUACUAAAGGGUGGACGUCUAUAUAAUCCUUUCAGAAGCCUAGUAACCCGCUGUUUGCCAAAGGGAUAAUUCGAGGGUAGCUGCUUGUGUUCUCGUUGUUUCUCUUUCCUUGCUAUCGAAUGAGCCCACCCAACUGUACACUCAUCACAAACUACCGGGCCUUAGAUCAGAUUAUGCACUUUAAAUCAGCUCAGAUUCUUUGUUUUUUAAGUGCUUCCUGUGGUUCCAGGAGGCAUUCGCACAUAAAACGUCUUACAGAGGACUGAGAUUUACUGUGUUUGUCCCGGAAACAUUAAAGCUACACUGUUCUGUA
Molecule: messenger RNA, 1752 nt
Organism: Pelmatolapia mariae (spotted tilapia)
Lineage: Eukaryota; Metazoa; Chordata; Actinopteri; Cichliformes; Cichlidae
Gene: tmem230b
Product: transmembrane protein 230b
Exons: 3
Coding region: 216-575 (119 amino acids)
Biological process (GO): synaptic vesicle transport
Cellular component (GO): synaptic vesicle; endomembrane system
Source: RefSeq, a predicted model, not a curated record